AAAAGGUGACUUCGAACAUCGAUCGUCUUCAAGUUUUCAGAAUGGCGGCAGAUAACGGAUUUCCGUUUCCCCGGAUGGGGCCAAUACUGGCAGGUACCAGAGAGCGCUUCACCGACCGUGUUGCAAUAGUGACGGGAGGAGCCUCUGGUAUUGGCCGAGCAACUGUAACCAGACUUGCAAAUGAUGGCGCAAUGGUGGCCAUAUUUGAUAUAAACGACGACUUGGGUAAAGCAUUGGCAACCGAGUUAUCAGAAAAGGGUGACGCUGAAAGGGUAACGCAGUAUAAUGUUGACAUAUCCAAGAUGGACGCUGUUGAAGCAGGCGUGAGACAGGUGGUUGAAAAGUACGGAGGCAUUCAUUUGUUGGUCAACAAUGCAGUGGACUUCUGUUCUGCAGGUGCUACCAAUGUCACCCACGAAGACUGGGUCCGCUCUUGGGGAGUUAAUGUUGAGGGUGCAGCCAAUAUGGUUAAGGUCUGUCAGCAGUACAUGCAAAAAGAUGAUCGAUGUGCCAUUGUUAACAUGGGUAGUGGUGGUGGCCACAGGGCUCUGCCAAUGCGGAUGACUUACUGCGCCACCAAGGCCGCCAUAGCUCAGAUGACCCGCAAUAUGGCGCUCGACUUGAUUGAAAAGAAAGUGCGGGUAAACUGUGUUGAGCCAGCAGCAACAUAUACACCAGAGAUAGCUAAGGCCUUCGGAAGCCGCGAGAAAGCCACCGAUUACUACAGUAACUGCCACUUAACACGACGUUUAGCAGACCCGGAUGAAAUCGCUUCAGCCAUUUGCUUCCUACUGAGCGAAGAGGCUUCAUUCAUAACUGCGUCAUGUCUGCCGAUAGAUGGCGGCUAUUCGGCGAUGAAUGGGGAACGUUUCGGAGAUCCCACAACAAUUGCAGCUACCAAGAAGUAAUUUGCUAUCAACAAGGAAGUCACAAAGGGCUUAUUAUAAACCGCGAGAUGCGGAAUGCGAAAUCACUAGAUGCUAACCCCGGUGAGAAUACCAUGCGCCACAUGAUGUAUUGUAAAUGGAACCUGAAAUGGCGAUCAUUCAUGAGACCGAGGCUGUAUUAGGGAGCUAUAUAUCCUUGUUUUGAUUGGCCCAUUGAAAUAGACUCUGCAGUGCGAUGUGUGGAAUUAUACCUAAUUUAUAGCCUAGUUUCGAUGGUUGGACUAUCCCGCGCUAUUUUUAGUUGACCAGACGUUCACCAAGUGCAUGUCCUGUGUCCAAAGUGAUGCUGACAUUUUGCCAAAAACUUCCGAUAAUGUUUGUGUUGACCACAUUAAAAAGAAUCAAUCUAAUGAUGUAACAAACUCAGUGUCAAAAACAGCCAGUUCAUAUCAAUAAAAUAUACAUUCGCACCACAA
Molecule: messenger RNA, 1363 nt
Organism: Lineus longissimus
Lineage: Eukaryota; Metazoa; Nemertea; Pilidiophora; Heteronemertea; Lineidae
Product: dihydroanticapsin 7-dehydrogenase-like
Exons: 5
Coding region: 42-908 (288 amino acids)
Molecular function (GO): oxidoreductase activity
Source: RefSeq, a predicted model, not a curated record